Molecule: messenger RNA, 582 nt
Organism: Aspergillus aculeatinus CBS 121060
Lineage: Eukaryota; Fungi; Ascomycota; Eurotiomycetes; Eurotiales; Aspergillaceae
Product: Clavaminate synthase-like protein
Exons: 5
Coding region: 1-582 (193 amino acids)
Molecular function (GO): dioxygenase activity
Source: RefSeq, a predicted model, not a curated record
AUGCCUCUGUAUGCUGAGCAGAUAGCUGGACUCGAACUUCGAGAGCCAGACUCUGAUAUUGCCAGCAUACCGGGAGCGUAUUCCGAGCCCUUCGAGUGGCCCUCUGAGGACGAAUUGCCCGGCUUUCGAAAAACUUACAUCGAAUAUUUCGCCGAGGCACUGAGCUUAUGUCGGUCCUUGAUGCGAAUCUUUGCUUUGGCACUUGACUUGCCAGAAGAGUUCUUCGAUCCAAUGAUGGAGUACCCAGGUGCGACAUCCAGAAUGCUACAUUAUCCUUCACAAUCGGUGGAUGAUACGUCUAAGAUCGGUUUGGGUGCUCAUACGGAUUAUGAGUGCAUCACCAUUCUUUCCCAGGACGAAGUGCCAGCCCUGCAAGUGCGCAACUCUAGCGAAGAGUGGAUCACUGUUCAGCCCCUUCCAAACACACUGGUGGUUAACAUCGCGGAUUGUUUGUCCAUGUGUUCUGCCCAGCUGAGUGUCAGAAGACAACCAGGCAUGUCAAAAGCCUUUCAAAGCGGGAGAGUGGGUGCGCCGUCAAUUGACGGCCUCGUAUGUUGGAUACGGCCAACAGCCGCCGGUUGA